Messenger RNA from Camelina sativa (false flax), 1055 nucleotides. Lineage: Eukaryota; Viridiplantae; Streptophyta; Magnoliopsida; Brassicales; Brassicaceae. The record is from RefSeq and is a predicted model, not a curated record.
CCCUAUAAAGCUUCGAAAUUUAGGGAUUUUUUUAUUUAUUUUUUAUUUUUAUUUUUUAUUAUUUUACCUGGGGAUAUUUGAUAUGAAGCCACACGAGGAUUGGGUAUCUGAAUCAUGGACUGUGGAUUGUGUUUGUGGUGUGAAUUUUGAUGAUGGUAAAGAGAUGGUUGAUUGUGAUGAAUGUGGUGUUUGGGUUCAUACAUGGUGUUCUCGUUAUGUUAAAGGAGACGAUUUGUUUGUUUGUCACAAGUGCAAGAUCAAAAACAACAAUGACAUGGAAUUGUCCAAGUUACCACCACCGGUUACUAAAUCAAUUAGAAUGGGGAAUAAUGUAUCUACUACUUAGACUCAUCAGAGUGAGACUGUUCCAAUAUUGAUGAAGCCUUGUUCAGAGAUACCAAUUGAAGAAAGGGUUCAUGUACAAGGAGUCCCUGGUGGUGAUUUGGCUCUGUUUGAAUGUGUUUCGUCUGUUUUUAGUCGUCAACUUUGGAGUUGUUCUGGUUAUGUGCCUAAGAAGUUUAGUUAUCAAUAUAGAGAGUUUCCUUGUUGGGAUGAGAAGGAGGAUGAUGGUAAGGGAAAGGAUGCUAGGAAUUGGGGUUCUAGUAGAGACAUUGAGAUUAAACAUUCUCAUCAGAGUGAUGUUGACAAAGAGAAGAACUUGCUUCUUCGUUUGAGUACAAAUAAGCGGAGAAAAGAUUUGCCGGGAGCCUUUGAAGACCGGGCAAAUAAGAAGGUUAAAGAGGAAGAUGGUGAUAAGAAAACAGUUUUGUGAGCAGAACUUAUCACUGUUCUUCCCUUACAAAAGCUAUCCGAAGGCUUUUUUGAUUUGGAUGUACUUGCUAUGAAGAUUGGUUGGUGGUGAUAGCUUUUGUAAUGUUGCUGUUGAAUGCUUCAGGGAACAAAAAAUUAUGAGGUUCAUACACGUAAUGUGGGAUAAGGAGCAGAUAUAAGCAACUAGUGAUCCCACUGCUUUAAUUUUGGAUAAUUAUCAUCUUGUCAAUGUUUAGGUUUCUAACUUUUUUCACUGGUAUUCUUUAACCGUACUAACAGUUGUA